Molecule: messenger RNA, 1499 nt
Organism: Argiope bruennichi
Lineage: Eukaryota; Metazoa; Arthropoda; Arachnida; Araneae; Araneidae
Exons: 8
Coding region: 243-1499 (418 amino acids)
Source: RefSeq, a predicted model, not a curated record
UUCAAAUCUUCGCACGUCUUUUAAUUGAAGCGAAAAUUAAAAUUCUUAAUAAAACAUGGAGAGAAAUUGAAGCUGUGAUUUUUGGUGAUAUUUUAAUAAAUGGAUCAAAACACUUAUUAUUAUUAAAGAAUACUUCAUUUGAUAAGUGGCAAGAAGAUUGUAUUUUGUCUGAUAUAUCAGAUUAUGUUGCUGUAGAUUAUGUUGCUGAAACUAAAGAAACUGAAUGUUCUUUGAACAGAGCAAUGCCUGGUAUUCAAGCUAAAAUAUUGGCAGGAAAGUCAGCAAUUACAAAUACCAGAUCCAAUAUUGAAAAGAAAAUGGAAGCAACUCUUGCAUCUUUGCAUAGACUAAAUGCUUCUGCGUUGGUGAAUCCACAGAUUGACCAUCAUAUAUCCUCAUUCCGAGAAUCAUUGGUUGACAUAAUUCUAAGCAAAGACGAAGUCAACCAAUCAAAAAAGAUGGAUGAAAAUGGAGUUAAGCUGAGCAUUCAGAAGCAUUGGAAACAAUUAUAUCAUAACUAUUGCAUACUGAAUUGGACCUUUAAAAAUAAUGAUGAAAGAAUAAUUUAUAAUCCUGUACUAAGUGUGAGGAUUUCCAAUCAUCAUAUACAAUGUUUUCAAAGAAUAUUUGUUCAUAAAUCUCAUACAUUUUCCAUUGAAGAUGAAUUUCAAAAACAAAUUAAUCCCAAGGAAAACUUUACCAUUAUAGUAAGCUUUGAAAUUCCCGAAUUUUUCUGUGAAAUCUUAGCUGUCGAUGGUAUUUUAUCUUGGUAUGUUGGAACAAGUGCUGAGUUUGAAAAUGAACUAUAUUUACCUUUGAAAGAAAAGAUACUGACUCAGCAACAAAUGUGUUUACAGACAAGUAUAUCUUCGGAUGAGAUUUUCAAUUCAAAAUUGAAAGAUAUUUCUACUUAUGAAGAUUUAAUAUCUAUAAAGAUUUUGCAACAAAGGAUUGUCUUUAUUAUCUUUAGUUUGGUGACAGAUCUAUGUAAAUUUGAAGAUCUUGUUAUGUCUUCUUCAUAUGCUGCCAAUCACUUACUUCUUCUAUUAUCUUCGGAUACAAAAAUUUUGGUUUUUAAUAAGGCUGAGGGGCCUUUAUAUGGCACACAUAUUGCAUUUAAAACUGUGAAUGAAACUUCAAUAGAAGUUGAAGUUUAUGCUAGAAAUGAAAAAGAAAUUGCAUUAGUUGAAAAGUAUUUAUAUCAAAUAUUACCUUCAGAUAUAUUAAUUCUUGCCAAUGGAAUUUCAACUAAUGAAAGCAUUCAAUUGAAACAACAGGCAGUAUGCUGCAUGAAAGAUGAACUUGAUUUAUUACUUUCUAUGUUAAAUAUACAUAAUGUGCAAGAACCAGUUGAAAAAUAUGGUGUUCAACCUGGUUCUGUAAUAAUAUCAAAAGAAAAUUUUCUAAGAAUAAGAAAAGUGCUUCUUAAAAAAGAAUGCAGAACUGAUAAUAUUAUGCAAAUAUUAAGUAGAAUAAAUUUCUUCAGAAAAAUUGAGUAA